UCCGGCCACUAAACGCUGAUCUGUUGGAGUUAUUAUGUGAAAACUAGUCAGUUUUCUCAUUUUUCUCUCGCAAUUGGCGCUUAAAAGCCCACAUAUUUCCCUCCAUUUUUGUUUCUUGCUCGCUUUAGUAUUUUGACUUAGUUCGUUUUAUGCUUUUGGCACUCUGUCAUUACCACCGCUUCUUUUACAGCUAGCAAUUCUUGCGCUACCACUCCGCGAGCCAAGCCCAUACCAUAAGCCACAUUUUAUACCAACUCGACUACCUUGACGCUGGCCAACCACGAAAGCUGAGGUUAGUUUGAGUCGAAACGCGUUUAUGGACGGUUUAACGCUGGUAUGCGGUACGAAAUAUUGGGAAACAAUUAUAAUCUUUUUUCAAUAGCAAUUUUUUUAUCGCCUAAAAUAACGGAAAAUUUUUCAUUUUCAUGUUGAACGGGUUUCAAAUAUGUAAAUAGUAAAUAAAAAAUAUCGCCCUGCGUUAAUAUCAAAGAAAUAAUUACUUAUUAAAACAAAUUAAAACAAAAUCCGAAAAAAAACAAAAAUCAAUCAAAUAACAACAAAUCGCCACAGUUUUCGCACCACAAGAAGUGCAUUGCAUGAAACAAAUAAAUGAGUUUUUGUGUAACAAAAAUGACUUAUACAUUUUUGGCUUAACAAAAGGUUUUCAAAAUUAGCAACAACAGCAAAACAACACAAGUUGUUUAAAGAACUGCUUUAACGGCGAGUGAAUAGUGAAAUAAUAGUAACAACAACAAUAAAGAACUGUACACACUAAGCGUGGAUUCGGCGCACUCACACACAGCAUGGGAAUACCAGCGCUUUGCGACCACGGCUUUCUGCUGCUGAUACUGGUGAUUUCGGUGCUUGCUGUCGUGCAGUCACAAGAUACAUCAGGCUACUAUUUCGCCGCACCCAACGCACAGACACGCUUUGUGCCAUCCGCUGCGUUCCAGUCGAAUCGUCAGACCGCGCAGGCGGCCUAUUUGACAACGACACGUGGUGGCGGUAAUGUGUUGUCUCCCGGUGCUUACACCCAACCGGGUUCAUAUCAAGAGCAGCUGCUAUUCAUCAGCAAUGAUGGCAAGCCGCAACAGUCACAACAGCCAGCUUCACCGGUGGCUUAUUCACCGUUUGGUGCGCAAAUUUCGCAAGCCCGCAAUCCCGAUUACUACGACAUUUCACCGCGCCCUUUCGGUUCCCCCGGUUCAACGGGCCUCAGCACCGCAGCCAGUGGGUUCACACGCUCCAAGGCGAUACGUCCGGUCGGCGGCGGUUUUGUGCCUUCACAACAAAGUCCUGUACGCGCAAAUGUGCCACACCAGCAAACACAAUUUUUGGCACACUUCAACGAGCCGGCUACCUCCUCGGCUAAUCGUCCAUCAGCGAAUAGCUUAUCCGGCUCUUUCCAACGUCCUUUCGGCAGUAGUGGUUUCGUGCCCAGCUCUAAUCGCAAUCGCCCAGUCGCCGCAGCUUCUAGUGGCGCGAACUACAAUACCGAUUUAUCACCAAAUUCAAGCCAGCCCGCAUUUUCGCAAACAUCCUUCAAAAACACGCGCAAUCGCUUCCAACCCAGUAGCGCCAAUGCGCCUAUUGCGUCAGCUACCACGGAAGCGCCAGUGUCAAGCACGAAACGAUACAACCGCUUCGGCGCUAGUCGCUCUCAGAAUACACUAAAAGCACAACAACAACCGACCCCUUAUAAUACGCCUGAAGCCACAUCACAGCGUCCCACAUUUGGACGCGUUACUGGAAAUAAGUCGAGCAGCUUUCAACCUAGACGUCCAGUUUUCAUUAGUCGCGAGAUUAAUGAACCCGUAAAUGUAGCUAAAGUGCAGAGACCUUUCUCUGCCGGUCGCGUCAAGUUACCCGCUAAAGAGGGUCUCUUCAAGCAAUCCACAGCGACUGCGGUGAAACCGACAUCAGCCAUUACACCUACCAGUGACAGCGAAGAGUAUUACGAGGAUGAAAAUGGUAGCCCUGCGGAUGUGAGCGCCAUAAAAGAAACAAAUCUGGAAAAGUUGGAACUGCAUGAGGCCGAAGAGACAACGGUCUCAGUUAUAGCAGCUCCAGAUACAACACAAUCCACAAUCAGCGCUGAAGGCGAAGAGACUACUGCUUUGCCGUUAGAUGAUGACAAAUCAGAUGCGACCGUCGAGCAAGUUAAUGAAGAAAACACGAGUAAUGAAUCAAAUUAUGAAUCAGUUGAUGUCACCACACGUAGCUCGGAGUAUGAGUAUGAAUAUGUGGAUGAAGAAGAAUCAACUGAGGCCACUGUGAAGGAAAUCAAACCAAAACAGUCUUCGACCACUGCAGCGAGUGAGACCACUACUAUAAUCUCUACCACAGUCGAGGUUUCAGCAAUCACUACAGAGCAGCCACAGACAAGCGAAAGCAAUCAGGAAGUUGAAGAGUCUACUGAGUUACUCACGACUGCAAAUCACCACACAACUACCGCUAUGCCUGCAAAUCAUAAGGUGACUGAAUUAGAACAAUCAGAAGAUAAUGAAGAUGCGAACUACGAAGGUAGCGCUGAUUACGAUGAAGACGAGUACGAAGAGGAGGAUGAAGAAUUUGAGGAAACGGAAGAUGUAAGCCAAGAACCAGCAAAUGACAGGAAUAUUAUUGAUCGCGAGGUCAUAUCUGUAGUGACUACCAAGAGCGUGGUGAAUGGCUCAACUGCCUAUCCAACACCGGUCACACAACGUACAACAACACUUUCCAGCGAUGAAGAAGCCAUCUUUACCGAAAAUAAAGUACCACCGACUGAAAUGGACAAAGUUAAAGCAGCUAAAGUCGCCGACAAUUCCACAACCAAUGACGAUUCUAUGAGUAAUACAACCGAGAGUUAUGUUGUAAUAGCCUCCAUACAAACAAGCCGCAGCAUAAAUGGUGCACGAUUCCUACCUUUCCCUGCCAUCGAACAAGAGGAAACCAAGCAGACCCUCUCCGAGCUGGAACGCAAAAUUCAUGCACAAAAGACAGAGUCGAAGAAAAAUAAUAAAGAUAUGGAAACAGAAGAAGUCGCAGAAAGCGGUGAGGAAGUAAUGGCGAAUGUAACGGAGAAGUCUAGCACGAAUGUGGCGAUCUCUUCCACUGAAAGCAUCAUUGAUAAAUUAGAUCGUGUGCAAUCGGAACUGUCUAGUGGUCUACUCUCUGGUAAAUAUCCUAUUAUUACCGAAAUGGAUGUGUCGACAAAGGCCACCACUACUACCUCAGGUUCUAAAUUCGUACCAAAUAUACGUAAGUUCCAACCAAAGACCACCGCCGCUUCGAAGGUGAAGGUGCACCAUUUUGAUGAGAGUGAAAUGGAUGAGUUGGCUGGCUUGCUGCCGGUAGGCUUCAAACCACGUCCCUCGUAUAAGAAUCGUAAGUUUACUGCUACAACGACCGCAAAACCAGAGGUGGCACCACCGGAAGUGAAGAAACCAACGCGUAAUUCCACAAUUAGUCGCUCAUUUAAAAAUAAUGCCGUAAUUGUACAGGACGUUGCCCUUGCAGGUCUCUUACCCAAAGGAUAUAAGCCACCAACUACCACAGAAGCCUCCACCAAAGCCGAUAUCACAGAUCUCUUCAGCAAAAUUAAGUUCGAUGAUAGUCUAGAAAAAUUGCUGCCAAAGGACUAUAAAGAGAAAGCAGCCACGACAACUAAGCCGGCUGUAACGCUUGUAGAUGAUAUCUCUAAGUUCUUACCACCAGGUUACAAAUUAUCAUCCACUACCACAGCACCAACUAAGAAACCCGCUGUUGCCGUACAUGACGAUAUCAGCAAGCUUCUGCCACUUGGUUAUAAGCCAUCCUCGAAGCACGAAGAUGAAACUGAUAAAUUAGCCGGUGGUAUUAUACCGUUGAAGGCCAAUGACAUAUCCAAACUCCUACCACCAGGUUAUAAACUCAAUGAGACAAGUACGAAGGACAUGAUGCCAGUAAAUGCGAGCAUUGAUAUUUCACAGUUAUUACCAAAAGACUACAAACCCAGCGCAGCCACAGAGAAAUCCAUAGAAAUGGCCGAAGUAAAAACCAUUAAGAAUGUCAUGAUCACAUCGAAAGCUGCUUCGACUACUGAAGCAAGCUCCUCCGCGGCAGCUGACGGGAUCGACAGCACUACUGCUGCCUCUGGUUUCAAGGUCGUCUUUCCAAAAGGCAUACACAAACGAAUUGGUGCGCAACGUUUGACCACACCGCGUACUACUGGAGGCGAUAGUGCAAAAGAAGCGGGCAACUCACCAGCGGUGGUCAUCAAGAAAGGACCACCCACACGUGCAACUACUGAGUUCACGGGGUGGCCAACACCAUCCACAACACCCAUAUCCAUCGAGAAAUUGUUGGAACAGAGCAGGACAGUGAGUAUUAACUUUGAGGAUCUCCUUUCAUCCAGUAGCACCACUACUACAACAACGACUACCACAACAACAACUACUACAACUCCACGUCCCACGAAACCAGGACACUGCACAUCCGAUUGUGACCUCGCAGCAACGAUAAAGAUUAUAGAUGGACUUGCAUGGAAACCGGAACUACUAGAUCACAAUACAAUCGAGUGGAAGAAUCUAGCGCAUGAAGUGGAGGCAGAGCUGAACGAGGUCUACUCGAAGGCGCCGCAACUGUCUCGCUGGUACAAAAAGGUACGCAUUGACAGCUUCAGUCAGGGCAGCGUGCUUGUGGAUUACUAUGUCGAGCUUGCAAACAUUACUGAAGACGUAAACACUUUAGAGAUAAAGAAACUCUUCCACGAUGCUUUGACUCACCCGCCACCGGAGAUGAUCUUGGCACACAAACCCGUCACGGAAAACGAAACCGACAAUGAGGAUGAAAGCUCAAACACCAAUGCGCCAUAUCGAGAAGGGACGGAGGAAAAACUAAUCAAGGAGACGUUCUUAAUGGGAAAAUAUGUUAUAGAUCCAUCGGCCACAGACUUUAGUGUUAUACCCAAAUCUCUUUCACCUAUGAUUGAAUUUGCCGAAGAAGAUCAACUGAUACCUCAAUGGGCGAUUGUGAUAAUUGUAAUAGGUGUAGGCUCAUUGAUCUUCGUCAUAAUUUUUGGUGUGACUGUGCUACUUAACCGUCAAAAGCGCUCCAAAAAGACACCUAUACCACUGACCAACGAUAUGUUGAAUGAGUUGAAGAUCAAUCAUAUGGGUGGUGCGGAAAAUUAUGGCGUCGAUGAUUUCUAUAAUAUAGAUGAUGCUUGGAAUGACACUAAGCAACCGAUUAAGCCAAAGCGCUUCACGAACUCUCUGCAUGGUAGCAACGGUUCCAAUAUCUACGACAGUUGGCGUUCCACACGUCAUGGCGAUUAUUUGUACGAUUCUCAAACUAAUUACUCACAAAAGGGUGACUCUUUGCAACGUGCUCACCAUCAUAAUAAUCAUCAUCAGCAUCAUCAUCACCACCAGCAACAACAACAUCAGCAACCCCACCAUCAACAACAACAUACGAUGUCACAGCAUCAGCACCCAUAUCAUCAGUAUCCUGAUGCCUUUGCGGAUGCGCAUCCAAUGUACACGUACAACAACAAUAGCGGUAGCAAUAGCAAUCAUGCGAGUCGAGCGUCUCGUUAUCAGCGAGACUACGAUCCAGACUUUUAAGAGAUACAGGCAGAAGUGUUGAGGGGCGAAAAGUUUUAAAAAUGAAUAGGAGCAGGAAAAUGUAGAGUUAAUUUUUAAAAAUAAAUAAAGCAAAUUUAUUAUAGACAGCUCAUAAGGUUUAAGCUCAAAAAUGUAAACACUAUUAGUGAGGUUAGAGAAGGAAAUAAAACUUAUUACAUAUCUAGUUUUGCUGUUGUAAAAAUACACAAAUGUCGCGAAAAAAAAAUAAAAAUAUUAAAACGGAAAAUACUCAAAUAACAAACGGACUAGGAAGCUGUUACGUAUAAAAUUCUUAUUUUUUAUGAAAGUUAUAGGAAUGAUAUUUAUUAAUGUAAAAAAACAGCACUCAUUAUAAAUGUUAUGCACUUAAAAUAUUUUUAAUAAAAUAAAAUAUAACAAAUUUUUUAAACUUUAAAAAAUUAAGAAAUCCUAAUAAUUAGUCUUCCUGCGCGACGUAAUUUCCUUCGCUUUAAUGCUAUUUCUCUUCUAAAAAUAAAUUUCACGUGCCUUUUGAAAAUUUUUGAGUAAUUGCUUCUUAGCAAAAUUAAGAAGUAAAACAUCAAAAAUUAAGAAAAAUAAAAAUAUUGUGGAAAUUAUUAUAACAAAAAAAUUUAAACUCUCAAACUUCGUCACCUUUCACACACUGUAUAAAGUGUUUAAGGCGUCUCGAUUUAUACUUAAUUAUACUCGUUUAUAUGAAAACUGCAUUGUAAGCGGUCGACUCGAGCUUAAACAACGAGUUGAAAUUAGUCACGACUAGUGUUAGACCACUUUUAGGAAAAAUAAAUAAUAUUUUCUAAUUUAGUUUUAUACGAACAACAAAAAAAUAGCAAUGAAAAAUAUUUUUUUUUACAAGUUAAAGCAUAAACAAAAAUAAGUUAAUUUCAGAAUAACUAAUGAAUUGUAAUUAUAAUUAUAAUAUAACUAUAACAACAAAUAUAUAUACAUA
Molecule: messenger RNA, 6534 nt
Organism: Bactrocera oleae (olive fruit fly)
Lineage: Eukaryota; Metazoa; Arthropoda; Insecta; Diptera; Tephritidae
Product: mucin-22
Source: RefSeq, a predicted model, not a curated record